Messenger RNA from Saitoella complicata NRRL Y-17804, 1616 nucleotides. RefSeq names its product MFS general substrate transporter. The record is from RefSeq and is a predicted model, not a curated record. The transcript is spliced from 2 exons. Bases 81 to 1616 code for a protein of 511 amino acids. Gene Ontology annotation, cellular component: fungal-type vacuole membrane. Gene Ontology annotation, biological process: transmembrane transport; spermine transport. NCBI's taxonomy places the organism in Eukaryota, Fungi, Ascomycota, Saitoellomycetes, Saitoellales, Saitoellaceae. Gene Ontology annotation, molecular function: spermine transmembrane transporter activity.
GUAGGAGUGUAUAUAAGUCAUCUACUCGUCCCUUUUUCUUAUGGGUACAAUCAUCGUAACAACAGAUAGUCGAUAUCGACAUGGCUGACGCUCCGCUCUCCGCUGAGGCACAACUAGCCCGCGAACGCACGCAGCCAUUGAGCGUUGAAUACGACAUCGAGUCUCCCUCUGGUCACGUCCCGGUCGACAGUCUUGCUAUUCCUCCUCCUGCAGCGAAUAUUGCGGGCGACUACGAACUCGUUACCUGGCUCCCUGAUGAUCCCGAAAACCCACAUAACUGGUCAAGUCUCUACCGGUGGUACAUCACCAUCGUCGUCGCCGGUAUGGUCGUCUGUGUCGCCUUCGGGUCGUCGGUGAUCACGGGUGAUUUGUCCGGAAUCGCGAAUGAGUUCGACGUCUCGCUCGAAGUCACAUGUCUUACCACCGCCCUCAUGGUCUGCGGUUUCGCACUCGGUCCUCUCGUGUUCUCGCCGCUUUCGGAGAUGUACGGACGGAGACCGAUGUAUUUUGCUUCGUUCUUUUUGUACACCGUGUUCAAUAUUCCGUGCGCGCUGGCACCCAAUAUUGGCGCGUUGUUGGCGUGUCGGUUUAUUUGUGGGUUGUUUGCGUCGGCGCCGUUGACGCUCGCUGGUGGUUCUAUCUCGGAUAUCUGGCCUAUCGCGGUACGUGGGAAGGCGAUUGCGUAUUUUGCUGCUGCGCCGUAUGCUGGUCCCGUUUUGGGUCCCCUCGUUGGUGGAUGGGUUGGUUUGAAAUGUGGAUGGCGUUGGGUGUUGUGGGUCAACAUGAUCUUUGCCGGUGUCAUGUGGGUUCUCGGAUCUCUUCUCCCGGAGACUUAUGCUCCCGUCAUUUUGGGUCGUCGCGCGAAGAAGAUGAGGGAGGAGACGGGAUCGGAUAAGUAUGUUACGGAACACGAGCUCGGGGCCAAGUCGUUUAAGGAGGCGUUGAAGGAGACGAUGGUUAGGCCGUUCGUGAUGUUGUUCGUCGAGCCGGUUUUGUUGUUCAUGUCCGUGUAUAUCGCGAUGAUUUACGCCAUGCUUUACGCGUUCUUCUUUGCGUACCCGGUUGUGUUUGGCGAGACGCAUGGGUUUAACGAUGGAUUGAUUGGUGUGACAUUCGUCGGUAUUCUCAUCGGUGCGGUGUUCGCUGUUAUCACCACCCCAUACCUCGAGAGGAUCUACUUGCGUACGGCGGCGAAGAGACCAGGAGGUGUCGCUACUCCGGAAGACAGGUUGCCGGGUAUGAUCUUCGCGUGCCCCUUCGUCCCCGUCUCCCUCUUCAUCUUCGGUUGGACAGCAUACCCUCACGUCUCCUGGGUCGGUCCCGCCAUCGCGGGUAUUCCUUUCGGCUACGGCAUGGUGUUGAUCUACUAUGCCGCAAACAACUACAUCAUCGACUCUUUCUCCAAGUACGUCGCUUCCGCACUUGCCGCCAAGACCGUCGUUCGUUCAGGAGGUGGUGUUGGGUUGGCGAUGGCGACGUUCCCGUUGUAUCAUAACUUGGGGAACCAGUGGGCCAGCUCCUUGUUGGGUUUCAUCGCAAUUGGAAUGUGUGCUGUACCGCUUAUCUUCUACAAGUGGGGUGCGGCCAUUCGUGCGAGGAGUAAGGCGGCGAAUUAG